This is a messenger RNA of Dentiscutata erythropus, 1266 nucleotides long. NCBI's taxonomy places the organism in Eukaryota, Fungi, Glomeromycota, Glomeromycetes, Diversisporales, Gigasporaceae. The record is from the annotation of a GenBank genome assembly.
AUGAGUUCCAGUUCUCAGUCAACAACAUUGUCUAAAAGUCUCAAUAGUCGUGCUCGUAGUCCUGAAAAAAGAUUUUUGUUCAUUAAUAAUGAAACGCCAAUUGUGUUUGGCGUCAAGCGUGAUGUACCCGAAAGGCACACUUUAGUGGAAAAAAUAAAAGAACAUGGUGGCGAAGUGACUGACAAUUACUGUGAAGCAGAUUUUGUACUUGGUGACCCUACAAAAACUCAAAUACGAACUCAAGGAGCUGAUAAAAUAAUUAGCUAUAAAUUUGUAUUGGAUUCGAUUGCUGCCAAAAGGCUACGACCCCCAAGUAGUUAUGAACUGAUUCUUUCUGGCGUAAGAUCCGGUCGACGUCAUUUUACGCUACAAGAUGAUAUAGACUUGGAAAAUUAUCUGAAGUCAUUACCUGAAACUGAAUGUCUUAGUGGAAAUGAGAUAUAUAAACAGUUUGAAAAAAUCAAUCCGCGACAUAGUUGGCAAUCUUGGCGUUCUCGGGCACUCAAAAAGAUUGUAGACAAUAUUUACGUUGCCCGCAAUGCACAAAUAAUAAGUAACGUCCAGACAACCAAUAAUUCAUCUACAUCGCAUCAUGCAGAUCCAGAUGAUCUAGCAACAGAAGAAAUGUUAGAAUCUGCUAUAAAUAAACCAGUAGAGAAUGAGUCCACUGAUACAAAUGAUCAAAUAAAUCAUGCAGAGAUACAAGAUACUUCUCAGCAAACAUCUGAAAUUGCAGAAAAUGAGAUCACUGAUACGAGUGAUCAAACAAAUUUUGUAGAGAUACAAGAUACUUCGCUGCAAACAUCUGGAACUGCAGAAAACGAGGUCACUGAUGUGAUUGAUCAAAUAAACUAUGCAGAGAUACAAGAUACUUCACAGCAAACAUCUGGAAUACUUGGCAGAAGACUUCACAUUGAUGAAGAUGUGCAAGAACAACCGGUAGCUAAACGUCCGAGAUAUUCAGCUGUCGAUGAAGAAUUUUUGCUUAAAAUUAAAGAAUUGUCUGAAGAGUUUCAUGUUCCUAAGACAGAAGUGAUUCGAUUACUAGGCGAUACUACAUGUAAUUUCGAAGUGGUUAGAGACUACUUAAACAAUAAUGUAAUCGAUGAAAAAUAUUUUUGGGGAAAUGAAGAAGAUGCGAUUAUUUUGGCAUCUACAGAUGAGGAACAAUAUAUAGACGUUGUACGAAAACACGGCGUUGCACUGACGAGGCAAAGGCAUACAUUUCUCACUGCUUAUUACAAUCAUCUUUACACUCAUCUAUAG